AUGACCCGUAAACCGCACAUUGCAGCGGUGUGUUGUGCAGAGAAUAUUGCUCUCAAUUACCUUCUCCAUGAAGUUCCUGAACCACCGCAACAAAAGCCCAUCAAAUUCUUUCGAGGUUUCGAAAAGGGGUUCAUACUUCCGUUUUCUAAAGAAAGGGAUCUAGUGGAUAUCCUUUCCUUUCUUGCCAAAACUACAGAUAAGUCGGAUUAUAUUCCUGCCGUGUGUAUUGAGCAGGACCCCAAUGGUGCAGCGCUGAAGGCUCUCCUGGCGAUCAAUAAGAGAACAUAUACAGAUGGAAAUCCGCAACUUCAAUCUCUGAAAGUGGGGUUUGAGAACAUCUUCAACAUACUUCGAAGAUCCUUAUAUGAGAGAGGCACUUCUACGGAGAUCACGAAGCAACUUCUAGAGACGAUAGUGGAAAUGUGCUCUUUUCGAAUUACUUGUCGAUUGCGGCUCACUGGCAAAAAAUUGAAGGAAAAUAAAGCGUCCAUCAAGGACAUUCUGCGAAAGGCGAUGGAGGGUGCUCAACAAAUAAAUCCCCAGAAGCUCCACCAGUCCAACCUAGGAGAAAGCUUGUUGUCAUUCCGAGAGAAGUCCAAGAGAGUGAUCCAGGCCGUCAACGAGUGGUCCAAUCAUCGUAUCCCGUCUCGUGUCAAUGACAUUGUGGAAAAGAUGUACCAAUUGAGCAACGUACAUGGCCUGCAGCAACUCCUUCAUCUGAUACCUUCUGGUUCCACAAGAGUGAUCAAAGAGUCGGCCUUUGCAGCUACGCUACUCAACAUUAUUCAAAAAGUAUCCAGAUAUAAAGAAGCCGCUCGUGCCCUCCAUCGUAUUGCCAAGAAGUUCCCUAUUGUCCGAAACAUCGAGAUUCAUCUGGCAACCCUGCCCGAAGAGGCUUUCGAUCAACCACAUGACCCGGCAUAUUCGCCCAGUCUUCCAGCCGUGCUCGCUCAGUUAGGGAAGAUCAAUGGCAAACAGUACAAUGUCUCUCAGAUUUCUCGAUUCAUAAAAUGUGGGAAGAAUAAGGAUCCGAUUGACCUUUUCUCCCAGAAAACGAGCAGAACUCUUCAAGAGGCCAAGAUACAUGCGGAGAUCCAGCUCAUCGCCUACUGCGAACUUCAAUCGCCUCCGCUGUUCCCCCGGGCCAUCAGUUCCAGCAAGGAUGCUUGUUUUCUACGCAAUGCAUUUAUUCAAAGUCAUGGCAAGAUGCACACGUCACGCACGCAUGGGAGGCUGUACCCUGAUUGGCGACUGCCAAUGCUUGUGUCGUUCAAGACGCUAGAGCAUCGAUUCAAUGAAGUCCUCCUGGACCACGCUCGGCGGACCAUCAAAGCUCGAGCUAACGGUCAAAUGGGUGCUCAUCCAUACCCGAAUGAAAGUACAUUAUUUCCUAUAUUGGUCUCGGCGUCAACAAUAAGCUCUGUGCAGGAUGCAGUCGAUAUCACCCUGGACAGAACGAUUUCUGUUACCAGUGUCUAUCCAGGCUCCGAAAUCGUGGACACUGCGGUCACAGCUGCAGAUUCACUGGAGAGAAAGAAGCUGAGUAGCUGUGUUCUAGCGCCCAGUGACAUGUUUACCGGCGUCAUCUUCCCGACGGCCUCAUCUCCGUUAUUCCAAGCUGGCUCUCUACAUGUUCACCUUGAGAUGGAAGAGAGUUCGACGUCCGAAUCCUCAGCGAAGUGUCUUUUCUACUCCAUUGAAAGAACGACCGUCAACCACGCAACCAAAAUGCCUGUCGAGCCUCUAAUGGUGGACGUUGUAGAACUAGAGAGGGAGAUGACAUAUCCACUACCGGCGAACGGGACGUUCUGCCUCACAGCUCACGAUAUUGCAGUGAAAGUCGUGUGUAAACGAUGA
Molecule: messenger RNA, 1857 nt
Organism: Aspergillus udagawae
Lineage: Eukaryota; Fungi; Ascomycota; Eurotiomycetes; Eurotiales; Aspergillaceae
Product: nucleic acid/nucleotide deaminase domain-containing protein
Exons: 2
Coding region: 1-1857 (618 amino acids)
Source: RefSeq, a predicted model, not a curated record